AGAGCAGAGUUUGUUUGCGAGGCGGUAGCGAGGUAAGGUAUCAGAGAAAUGGAAGAGAGUGCAGCCAAGGCGAAGCCGAGCCGCUUGACCGCACUUCAGGAGCAGCUGGUCUGGGCCCUGCUGGGAUCUGGACUGUCCCAGGACGUCCUAGUCCAAGCAAUGGGUGAGCUGGAGCGAGAGAGGGCGAGUGCUGGCCCCGAGAAGGUAGAGAGGGGGGAUGGAGAGAGCUCCGAGGAAGGAGAAAUGGAUUUCCCACCGCCUAUAUUCCGAGAGCUGGAAAAGCUUUCAUCAGAAGAGGCGGCCAAACUGAGGGUUGAAGUUGACCAGCUACUGCAGGGGGAUCCCUGGCACGUUGCAAAAAUGGUAAAAAGCUACAUGCAGCAGCACAACCUCCCUCAGAGAGAGGUUGUGGAGUCCACAGGACUCAACCAGUCCCACCUCUCCCAGCACCUCAACAAAGGCACACCCAUGAAGAACCAGAAGAGAGCCGCUCUGUACACCUGGUACGUCAAGAAGCAAUGGGAGAUCAGCCAGCAAUUUACCAACGCCAAACAUGGCUUUGCAUCUGGGGAGGAGCAAGGAGAGGACACCAGGAAAGGACGGAGGAACAGGUUCAAAUGGGGUCCAGCGUCGCUGCAGAUCCUCUUCCACGCCUAUGAACGACAGAAAAACCCCAGCAAAGAGGAGAGAGAGGGGUUGGUGGAGGACUGUAACAGGGCAGAGUGUAUCCAGAGGGGGGUGUCUCCCUCCCAGCUUGCAGGCCUGGGCUCCAACCUGGUUACUGAGGUCCGGGUGUACAACUGGUUCGCCAACCGCCGCAAAGAAGAGGCCUUCCGUCACAAACUGGCUCUGGACACACCUUUUCCCAACCAAUCCGCCUCCUCUUCUAACCACGCCCUCCCACCAAGUCCUGAGCAUGGAGUGAAAUACAGCCACCAAAUCCUGUGUGACACUGUGAGCUCAGCCAGAGGUAACGGAGGGGAGAGGGUGGGACGUCUUGUAGUCAGCCCUAUCCAACUGGAGCCCAGCCACACACUCCUCGAGACACAUAACCACAAGCAGCUGUCCAGCAGUGGUCCACUGCCCCCAGUAAGCACUCUGACCUCGCUGCACAGUCUGUCUGCCUCGACUGCUUCCUCACAGAGCCUCAUCAUGGCCUCGCUGCCCAGCGUCAUGAGCCUGGGGGAGUCCUCACUUCUCAUCGGUUUAGCCUCCACGCCGCCUCAGACCGUGCCCGUUAUCAACAACGUGGGAGGCGCUUUCACCACUCUCCAGCCAAUCUCAUUCCAGCAGCAGCUCCACGCCUCUCACCAGCAGCCGAUAUCACAGCAGCUCCAGAGCCACAUGGGUGCCAGUCCCUUCAUGGCAACCAUGGCGCAGCUGCCGUGUCACAUGUACAACAAGUCGGAUUCGCCCCAGUACCAUACGUCCAGUCUGCUGUCUCAAGCCAUGGUGAUCACUGACAGCAGCAGCCUGGGGACGCUGACCAGCCUCGCUGCUGUCCGACAGAUUCUAACAGCAGAAUCUGAUGAACCGACGGAUCCACCUUUAGAAGACUCUCUACACCUGCAGCCGCACACACCUGUGGCAGCUUCUUCUGAGAGCCUAGAGCUGUAUCCCGCUUCUCAGACGACAGACAGCCAUCAAUCUCACCUGCUCUCGCCUUCACCAACAGACAUCAGCUCCUACAUUCCUACACAAAUGGUCUCUACAGCCCAGUAGAAGCUGCUCUGGCAAUGUAGCGUCUCCUCACUGUCUGGACUCGGGAGCGUGGCGGCGUUUUGGAUUGUCAGCUACCUCUGGUGUGAACUCCAUAGGGACGAGUUUCAAAGACUCUCUAAAAUGCCGUACCACUGUAAUACGAACAAGUAUCGACAUUAGAGAAGAUUCACUUUUGAUACAACAAUCAAUUGAAAAUCCACAUCAAAAUGUAUUUUUUAUUCAAAUGUUUAGUGAUACUCAGAAAUUGUACAUGAAGUUGAAACUUUUAAACCGCAUGUUACCUGCAUUUUUUUAUGUCACU
Messenger RNA from Micropterus dolomieu (smallmouth bass), 2023 nucleotides. RefSeq names its product HNF1 homeobox a (gene hnf1a). NCBI's taxonomy places the organism in Eukaryota, Metazoa, Chordata, Actinopteri, Centrarchiformes, Centrarchidae. The record is from RefSeq and is a predicted model, not a curated record. Gene Ontology annotation, biological process: insulin secretion; regulation of transcription by RNA polymerase II; liver development. Gene Ontology annotation, cellular component: nucleus. The coding region runs from base 49 to 1722 and encodes 557 amino acids. Gene Ontology annotation, molecular function: RNA polymerase II cis-regulatory region sequence-specific DNA binding; DNA-binding transcription factor activity, RNA polymerase II-specific. The transcript is spliced from 10 exons.